AUGAAGGAUGCCCUGACUCGCAAUGAGACCUGGAGCUUGCUGGCGCUGGUAGUCGCAUGUCUCGGAGUUCUCGCCAACACUUUUCAAGGCGACGGCGAACCUUUGGUCGCGUCUCUUGCUUUGAGCGGUAUUGCUUUUGCAGCCACUUAUAGUCUAAUACGAUGGCUAGGAGGGGUGUUUAUUAAGGCUGGAUUAAAAGGGAAGGACAUGUCAAAGUUGCGACAAGUUGAGAUUCCGGAAACAAUGGGCGCCGUUUGCGCCAUUGUUUAUAUACUAUUGUUGAUGGUUUUUAUUCCAUUCCCGUUUUACAAAGAUAUUGUGGCUGCGACAUCAGGAGGUGGAAAUCGAGAUGUGGUGUUACCAGUGGUCCAUGUUGAAACAGGACGGUUUCUCCAUCGUUUUCCUCAUAAUAAGCUUGCCUUAUACCUCUCUGGCCUUUUGUCGCUGCAGGCUAUUGUGAUCCUCGGUAUCGGUGACGACAUGCUCGAUAUACGGUGGCGGCACAAAGUGCUCAUCCCCGCGUUUGCAUCAAUACCAAUGCUUAUCGUGUAUUUUGUGGAUUUUGGCGUUACCCAUGUGGUUGUCCCAGUCCCGUUGCAGCGAUAUCUAGGGCCUUUCAUAGAUCUGGGCUGGCUGUAUUACGUGUACAUGGCCGCUGUUGCGAUAUUCUGUCCCAACAGCAUUAACAUGCUUGCCGGGAUUAAUGGGAUUGAGGUAUCUCAGUCAUUAGUAAUUGCGAUAUUACUGUUGAUAAAUGACGCCCUAUAUCUCUCCCCUUUCACUCCUUACCCCCAUCCAGCCAUGGACUCCCAUCUUUUUUCGAUAUAUCUUUUACUCCCAUUCAUUGCCGUGUCACUUGCACUUUGGUGGCAUAAUUGGUAUCCUGCAAAAGUUUUUGUAGGGGAUACCUACUGUUACUUUGCAGGAAUGGUUUUUGCGGUUGUGGGCAUUCUUGGUCAUUUCAGCAAGACUCUUCUUCUCAUGUUCAUCCCACAAAUCUUCAAUUUUGUCUACUCUACCCCUCAGCUUUUCCAUCUUGUCCCUUGUCCGCGACACCGUCUACCACAUUUCAAUUCCCGCACGGGGCUGCUUGAUCCUUCGGUAACGGAAUGGGGGCGUCCGCCCCCAUUUAUUAUUUCGACGGCUCUCGAGCUCCUCCACCAGCUGCGACUUGUGCGAAUACGGAAGAACGAAGCUGGAGAGAUUGUGGAAUCUACCAACCUGACGAUUCUGAACCUGUGGUUGGCAUGGUUUGGUCCAAUGAGGGAAGACAGGCUUGCUACACAGAUUGUGAUGCUCCAGGUGUUCUGUGGAAUUGUGGGCUUGCUGGUCAGGCAUAAGCUUGCUUUAUGGGUAUUUUCUGAAGACAACCGUUAA
Paracoccidioides brasiliensis Pb18 is the source of this 1377-nucleotide messenger RNA. Its product is annotated as UDP-N-acetylglucosamine--dolichyl-phosphate N-acetylglucosaminephosphotransferase. The transcript is spliced from 3 exons. Gene Ontology annotation, molecular function: UDP-N-acetylglucosamine-dolichyl-phosphate N-acetylglucosaminephosphotransferase activity. Gene Ontology annotation, biological process: protein N-linked glycosylation; dolichol-linked oligosaccharide biosynthetic process. Bases 1 to 1377 code for a protein of 458 amino acids. The record is from RefSeq and is a predicted model, not a curated record. Gene Ontology annotation, cellular component: membrane.